This is a messenger RNA of Dichotomopilus funicola, 2055 nucleotides long. RefSeq lists its product as uncharacterized. Lineage: Eukaryota; Fungi; Ascomycota; Sordariomycetes; Sordariales; Chaetomiaceae. The coding region runs from base 1 to 2055 and encodes 684 amino acids. The record is from RefSeq and is a predicted model, not a curated record. The transcript is spliced from 5 exons.
AUGCAUCCCAGGUUGGAGCAGUGCUGGGAGCUCACUAAUGCUGGGAAGACUAUUCACGACUUGGACACCGUGUACCGCAUGACCCAGCAGUCUUUCAAGGACAGCAAAGCGGAACAAGCUAAGCCCGGUUACAAACCCCCUACUAAACCGAACUUCCAUCCCGCCAGGACCAGUCCUCGCAGACCCAAGCCCCCCAUCCACCCCGAAGACUUGAGGCGUGCACUGCAAAAGGACAAGGCCGCUGAGGACGCAAUCCGCAACGCCCCAAGACGGUUGGGCCCGCCACAAGCCCCCUUUAUCAACACCUGGAGAAGCAGUGCUCAAGGAGGGCAACAACCACUGGGCCCCCAUCGCCCCACCCAACCUCAGUCCACCGCCAUCACGGAGGCCCGCCUGCUCGGCAACCGUACCAGAGUAUGGCUGAAGCUAGGGCUCGUCUGCUUAGCAUCAAUCAGCCGGGGAACCAACAACGAGUCAAUCAGCCAGGGAACCAGCAGCGAAACAAUCCUCCAGCCGACCCCAGCAAGCGGAGAAGCUACCCUGCCGGCGGCCGCCCUACGCACAACCAUCACCUCCGUAAGGGAAGCGGCCGACCGUGGGAAAAGCCAGGCCAGAGAACUUCCCACCGGGAACCGGCCGGCCAACCACAACGGAACAACCACACCCGCCAAUGUGAGGGCCGGAGAGUCAAGGACAGAUGCUCAACAGCCCAGGGAAUCAUCCGGCCAGGCACAGGCCCAGAACUCAACCGGAGGCUCAAACCCAACUGAGCAUCGGGCUAAUCGUGUGUCGACUCCGAGGCCCAACUCCCCGGUCAUCAAGAGGGAGCGCAGCGUCAGCCGGACGCCGUUUGUGAGAUCAAGAUUCCAGCCAGUGCCAGUAUCCGGCCCAACGAUCCCGGCACCAAACCUCACUGGCCAGAUGAUUACCCUGCCGGAAGCCCCAGGGGCCCCGAGAGCCUCGGUAGUGCAUGCUCAGACGUCGUCGCAAGCAGGGUCACACCACGCACCUCAGUCAAUUUCUCAUGCCGUCGCUCUACGGCCAGCUUCCAAUGCUCUCGCUUUGCGGCCUGAUCUUCAGGGCCACGGAGCCCAGGUCACUGGCCCAGAGGUAGCAGACAGGGUGUACGCCAUUUGCCUCAAUCUGACGGACGAGAUGAGGGGUGAGAACCGGGAACUGCAGCGGCAAUAUGGCCGAAUCAUGGAAAAGCUGGACAACCAGUCGGAAAUGCUCGUGAACCAGCAAGCCUGGAUGGACUCGCGUCCUACCGUGAUGGACAGCAUCGAGAGGCACCGUCAUCAGAGCCCUGUCAGCCUUGGACUAGAUUACGUUCAUGAUGUGGCCGGCAACCACAGCGAUGACGGUAGCUCGGUGCUGCCCUCUACGGAAUCUGAUGAGCUGCCAGGUGGCUCGUGGCGGAAACGGAAGCGCAAAGCUGCGGAGAGGGGAGAGUUGUCAUCUGAGUAUGGAGGUCCCGGGAAAAAGAAGCGUCAGAGUCGGGAAGAGGAGAGCGAUGACGACAUGGCAAGCAAGAAUAAGAAGAAGAAGAAGUGGAGGAAGUGGAAGGCAAAGAAGGCAAAGGCGAAAGAGAAGAGGAAGGAGAGACAGGAGAAGGAGGCUGAAAUCGAGGAAGAGCAAGGAAAGGAGGAAAAGGAGAAGGCCAAAAAGACGAAGCAAAAGGAGAAGCAGGCCAAAAUAGAGAAGGAGAAGGGGAAGGAGGAGGAAAAGGUAAAGGGCAGGAAGACGAUGAAGAAAAAAAAGGAGAAGCGGGCUAAAAUAGAGAAGGAAAAGGAGGAGGUGGUAGUGGUGGAGGAGGAAGAAGAACAGGAGGAAGAAGAGGCGGAAGAAGAGGGGGGAGAAGAGGAGGGAGAAGAGGAGGAGGCGGAGGAAGGGGAGAAAGAAAAGGAGAAAGAAAAGGAGAAGGAGAAGGAUAGGGUCAACGGGAGGAAGGUAAAAGAGACGCCCGUAGAGAACCCGUACAUGGAGCGAAUCAUGUGGGAGAAGCUUCGUCACCAGCUUAUCGGCGCGCUCAAUGUAGCGAUGAAAUUUAGAUGA